CUUCUCCUCUCCCACCUCCUGGAAAAAGUUUGGCCCGAGACACACAGACAGGGGUUUUCUUUCCCCAAAGGCUAGCCAGGAUGCACGGCGCCGGCCCUGCCGCCGACGGGAGGAGCAGGGCUUCACCGGACAAGGCCGCCGAGAGUACCAAGAAGGCGCGGUUGGACCUGCCUGACGGCCACGUGAAGGUAGACAUGGCAAGAGGAGGAGAUGGAUGCGCUAUCGUCGCGGCGUAUGGCCCGAGAGAGGAGCUCGCCGUGAGGAUCGACAAGCGCCUGCUCCACUGCCUCCUCUGUACCGUCCCCUUCAAGGCCCCCGUCUUCCAGUGCAAAGCGGGGCACCUGGCAUGCGGCGACUGCGUGGCCAAGCUGCCCUUCGGGCAGUGCAAGGCAUGCGUGGACGGCGGCGGCUUCUUCGACCCCUGCCCCGCGCUGGACGCCGUCGUGUCCUCCACCAGGAUCGUGUGCCCCAACGCCGGAUGCCAGAGGUACGUGACCUACCACGAGGUCGCCGAGCACCAGACUGCGUGCCCGCACACGCCCUGCCGCUGCACGGAGCCGGGCUGCGGCUACAUCGGCGCGCCACAGGCGCUCGCCGGGCACCUCCACACCGUCCACUUGGUGCCGAUGCGCGCCGUGCAGUACGGCAAGGUCAUCCAGCUCCAGCUGCCGGUGUCCACCCCGCGGGUGGUGCUCCUCGGCGACGACAAUCGCGUUUUCCUCCUGAUUGUGGGCGCGCUCGGCGCCGGCGUGACUGCCGUGUCCAUGGUGUGCGCCAGGGCGAGGGCGGUGGCAUGCCCGCGGUUCAUGUGCAAGAUGUGGGUCAACCUGGAGCCACCCUCGGCGGCGGUGGUGAACGGCGGCAGGGCUGACUUUGUCCUGGUGGAGAUGCACAUGAGGAGCAGCUCGUCGCCCGGUGCGGUGGUCGUCGCGGACGAGCCCACGUUCCUAUCGGUGCCGCGGAUGUACCUGGUUCCAGCAGCAGGGAUUGGGGGUGAUGGGGCUGCGUCCUUGCAAGUUCCCCUACACAUCCGCAUCGACAAGCUCUCCCCUUGGUCCGAUCAGAUCCGCAUCUGAUGAUGGGAAACAAACCAUGCAUUCAAGGCCGUUCAUGCUUACUAUUUUGGAGAUCCAACUAAAACUAUUUGUGCGAUGUUAAUUAGUAGAUGCAGUUCAUCGUUGAUGUAGUCCAAGCUAGUGAACUUUAAUGUCAUUUUAAGGUACGUAAAUCGGAGGAUAUUAUGCUUGGUGCUAAUCCUGUCG
This is a messenger RNA of Triticum dicoccoides, 1262 nucleotides long. RefSeq names its product E3 ubiquitin-protein ligase SINA-like 10. The transcript is spliced from 2 exons. Gene Ontology annotation, molecular function: zinc ion binding. The record is from RefSeq and is a predicted model, not a curated record. Bases 81 to 1076 code for a protein of 331 amino acids. NCBI's taxonomy places the organism in Eukaryota, Viridiplantae, Streptophyta, Magnoliopsida, Poales, Poaceae.